AUGUCGUACCCAUACACCGAACCAAAUGAACGUACCGGGUACACAGAUUCUACUUGGCAGCACCCGUACAUGUCUGUGACGGGAGUUUAUGAAAACUCACAUAUAGAACCUAAACACAGCCAGCCAAUUUACCAACCCAGUCGCAGAGGGUCGACAUCGCACCAGAGGUCCAGUGAUAACUACAAACGGCAACCGGCCCCCGGGGAACCCUCUAGUCGCCGAUACCCACCCACCUCCAACAACAAAAUCUUUGGAAGGGACUAUUCCGAGCCCUACAACGCCGGUCCUUCCACUCGCCCGCGCAGCUCGUCGCACAGCCAGCCAACCUACCCGGCUGACAUCUUCCGGCCUCUGCAGCGCUCAUCCAGCACCAGAACCCGGCAAAACUCGUACUCUUCAUCCCAAAAGCCAUCCGGGGAGCGGUCGUGGAGUGCCUUUGGCGUUUCAUCAGAGAAUCGGCAUGACCCCUUUGGCAGACACGACACCCCCAAAGAGCAAUACCGGCAUGGCAGCGUGGUAGUUGAUGACGAAUAUGAUUCCAAGGAACGAUAUCCCAAGUCCCAACGCCACGAGGGCGCGGAACCUCGGGAAGACGAACGACGACGCCGUAAAUCAUCCCGGAAAGGCUCGCGCACCGGUGAUUUCAGGCCAGAGCGGUCGUCCCAGUACGAAAUGCUCCAGGCGGAGCUCGACAGUCUCCUGUCCGCCAAUGUCAAAGGGUACCGCAUGGCAGAGGCGGCUUGGACCCGGAAGGCAUGGCACGAAGCGUCGGUGAUCUACGGCCGGCUCGGCUCCGACCUGAUGCGCCUAGCAGACGUCGAUCGGCAGUUGGGCGGUUCGAACUACAUCGAGUCCCGGAGGCAGGCCGACAAAGCGGUCUGGCGGCAAAACAUGGCGUUGGAUAAAUGGCUAUCGUCGCACAAAAGACGGUACGAUCAUCACAUUGCCGACGCGGAAGCCUUUGAGUAUGGGCCCAAUAAGCACCUGGCCAAGGCUAACCAGUCGUAUGUCAGCGCCAUUAUGAUUCUGAUCGACCUUAAGCGUGUAUCUCCAUCGAGACUAGAGGCCCAUUUCCCCGGCCAUAUCGAGGAGCUGCAGUGCAAGCUGCGAAAGGUACAGGCAAAAAUCGACAAGCAAACAAGUGAGGAGGAUAGCAAGGCGGCCAGUGCAGUCAGGACGUUCAUUGGCCAGUUUCACCUCGUUGAGAAGCUCAUUGAACAGGGCGAAGGGCAACAGGCACGAUAUCAAUUUGAUCGAGCCAAGGAGACGCUUGUCAAGACACUUGUGACGUUGCCCCAGAGGUUUGUGCCUUCUAAGGAGUGGGUAGAAAAGAUGGGCCGGUCGAUCGAGGACCAGGAGAGGCGAGCCAAGGAGAGAUUUGGCAAGGACUGGUGA
This is a messenger RNA of Pyricularia grisea, 1395 nucleotides long. RefSeq lists its product as uncharacterized. Bases 1 to 1395 code for a protein of 464 amino acids. NCBI's taxonomy places the organism in Eukaryota, Fungi, Ascomycota, Sordariomycetes, Magnaporthales, Pyriculariaceae. The transcript has a single exon. The record is from RefSeq and is a predicted model, not a curated record.